Messenger RNA from Brachypodium distachyon (stiff brome), 1374 nucleotides. RefSeq names its product probable plastid-lipid-associated protein 2, chloroplastic. The transcript is spliced from 3 exons. Lineage: Eukaryota; Viridiplantae; Streptophyta; Magnoliopsida; Poales; Poaceae. The record is from RefSeq and is a predicted model, not a curated record. The coding region runs from base 166 to 1140 and encodes 324 amino acids.
UCCCAGUGCCAGGAAGCCACGCAACCCGGUCUUCUGCCGCGGACGAAGCUCACCGUUUGAACACGUCUCUCUCUCUCUCUCUCUCUCCACCUACUGCUGCUCGGACCCUGAGGUGCUGGCUACUACUGCGCCGCGCAUCACCACCGAGAAGACGAGAGCCCAAGCAUGGCGGGAUUAGCGUCCCUCAACACCAUCUCCCUCUCCGCGCCGUCGUCGCCGCCGGCCCCGGGGGGGUCCGCUGGCGGUGGUCGCCGCCUUGUCACGGCGGCGGCGGUCUCCGCCGCCUUCGCGAGGACCCGGCUGCGCUCCCCGUCGCUGCGCGCUGCGCCUGCGCCUGCGCGUCGCGUCGCGGCGCGGGCGGCCGCCCUGGACGACGAGUGGGGGAACGAGCCAGGGGAAAGAGGGUCGUCGGCGGCGGCGGUGGCGGAGGACGCUCCGCCGGCGGCGAGCGAGCUGGCGGCGCUCAAGGAGAAGCUCAGGGCGGCGCUGUACGGGACGGAGCGCGGCCUGCGCGCGUCGAGCGAGACGCGGGCGGAGGUGGUCGAGAUCCUCUCGCAGCUCGAGGCGCGCAACCCCACGCCAGCGCCCACGGAGGCGCUCCCACUCCUCAACGGCAAGUGGAUCCUCGCAUACACAUCAUUUUCGCAAUUGUUCCCACUUUUGGGUUCUGGAAGGCUACCAGCACUUGUCACGGUGGACGAAAUAUCACAGACUAUCGAUUCUGAGAACUUCACAGUGCAGAACUGCAUCAAGUUUUCAGGACCUUUGGCAACAACUUCAGUGUCCACUAAUGCGAGGUUUGAGAUUAGGAGCCCCAAACGUGUACAGAUCAAAUUUGAUGAAGGCAUCAUUGGCACUCCACAGUUGACUGAUUCAAUUGUACUACCAGAGAAGUUUGAAUUCUUUGGACAGAACAUUGAUUUGAGCCCAUUGAGCGGCAUAUUCACUUCCAUCGAAAACGCGGCAUCCUCUGUGGCCAAGACCAUCUCAGGUCAGCCCCCACUGAAGGUACCAAUCAGGAGUGAUAAUGCCCGGUCCUGGCUGCUCACAACCUACCUCGACGAUGAACUGAGAAUAUCCAGAGGAGAUGGUAGCAGCAUCUUCGUGCUGUUCAAGGAAGGAAGCGGUCUUCUAAUUUAGGACGAGGGUAUCAAUUCUCGGAGUAGAAUUUGGUAUCCAAGGAAGAAUGUAGUAGGUAGCUGUGCCUAUAGACUGUUCUUGUGGGUGUUGUGCAUGUAAUGUGUUUGUGUUCCUGAGCUACCUUAUGCCUUGUGUUGAAGCUUAAUUACUCGUACACUAUUCCCUAAAAAAAAUUACUUGUAUACUACCGGUGUUUACUAGUGGAAAUGCCCGUGCGUUGCCACGAACCACGAA